CCCCAAACGGAACAAUCCGUUCGAACGAUUCAUAUUCAUAACAUUUCGUGUUUCGUGCAAUUUAAGCACUUACGAAAUGUUACAUAGUGUUUUAUAGAGGUGUAGAGAAGAAUUAGAUGUAAAGUGCAAAUGUAACUUUUAAUACAAUUUAUAUAUACGUAGAAACAUUAGUUGAUAUUAUUAAAUAUAAUUUUCUGUUUAUGUACCGUGUGUCUAAUUUUCCUGCAAUACGUUUGUCAUCGCGAAGAAUUGUGGCGCCAAAGCAAUAUACGCAUAACUUAGGUUUUAAUGAUUGUAAAUUCUUGAAACGAAAUUUUAAAAAAUUACAGAUCAAUUUGUCAGUAUUGUGAUAAUUUAUUAUUACUUCAAGAUUAUUUUAUUUUUGAAACGCGUCAUAUAGUUUAUAAACAUCGUCAUUUUAUUUUUUUGAAGAAUUAUGUCGGACCGUGAAUUGUCAUUUAACGAAGAAACAUCUUCCUCAGAUAUGUUCAACGAUGUAAAUAACGUAUCAAAUAAUCCUGUAAAUUUCGAUGAUUCAAGCUCAAUGUCUAUUGAUGUUAAUGAACCAGAACCUUUAGAUGAUGUACCUGAAUGGAAAGGUGUGAGCAUGGAUGAGAUACGUAAAGGUUUAGGCGUAUAUGAUUGUCAGGAGUUACCACCUAUUUGUGCAUCUUCGUCUCAUAUAGUAUUAAUAUCAUUACCAUUACCGGCUCGUGGAACACCAAAACCAUAUCCUACUUAUCAUGUAGAAAAAUGGUGCCAAGAUUAUGUGAGGAUGCCACAUUCAAAACAUAAUUUGUAUUUAAAUGGAUCCAGACAUAAUCGAAACAGAUGGGAAAUAAUACAAGAGUCAUUACUUCAAAAUUUUGUUUCAACUCAGCAGUUAGAAAGUGCAAUACUUUCUUAUAAUCAUAUAUAUGCACAACGUUGGGAUUUUACAGCAUUGCAUCAUUUUUUUUCUGAGGUACUUGAUGAAGAAGAAACAAAUACUUUCUUUGAAACUUUGAUGCCAAAAAUGGUUCAACUUGCUUUGCAACUUCCUGUUUUGGUAACUGGUUCAGUGCCUCUUUUGAAGCGCCACACUAAUGGCACAAUCAGUCUUAGCCAGUUACAAAUAGCUUCUUUAUUAGCUAAUGCAUUUUUCUGUACGUUUCCAAGACGUAACUCAACCGAUCCACAAUCUGAAUAUGGAAGAUAUCCAUACAUCAAUUUUAAUAGAGCAGCCCCAGAAGGUGUGGUAACAAUACAACGGCGUUAUAUUCCUAAAUCUGAUUGUCCAAAAUGGGAUGAACAAGUACAAACUCUAUUACCCUUACAUAUUACAAGUAGGGGAACUAUAGAAGCAGAAGGAACUGGAUUUUUGCAAGUGGAUUUUGCUAACAAAUAUGUAGGUGGUGGUGUCCUUGGUCUAGGAUGUGUGCAAGAAGAGAUAAGAUUUGUAAUUUGUCCUGAAUUGAUGGUAACAAUGCUUGUUACAGAAGAAUUAGAUGAUACUGAAGCAUUAAUUGUUAGUGGUGUUGAAAGAUACAGUAAAUACAAAGGUUAUAGUAACAGUUUUAAAUGGAUAGGAGACUAUGUUGAUGAAACACCUAAAGAUAGUAGUGGAAGACGGUUAACAUCAAUUGUUGCGAUUGAUGCUCUUUAUUUUAAGAAUUCACAAAUGCAAUUUAAUAUAAAUAAUAUAAUAAGAGAACUUAAUAAGGCAUAUGUUGGAUUUGUUGGUUGUGAAGGUAGUAAAAAUAACUUACCAGCUAUUGCAACUGGGAACUGGGGAUGUGGCGCAUUUCGUGGAAAUCCAAAACUAAAAGUUUUGUUACAGUUAAUGGCUGCAGCUGUAGCAGGUCGAUCAAUGGUUUAUUUUACUUUUGGAGACACAAAUUUACGAGAUGAUAUUGCUGAAAUGCACAAGCAUUUUGUAAAACAUGAAACAAAUAUAGCUCAUAUUUUUUCAUUAUUGCUGCAAUAUCAAGAAUUUGCUUCAACAGAGAAUUCAGAUUUUUAUCGUUUUUUGUAUAAUCGAAGUAAAAUGAAACCAAUAACUCAACAUUUAAGUAAAAAUAUUCACACAAAACUUUCUGUGGUAAAAGAAGUUGUAUUUAAAAAAAGUAAAAGUGUUAAUAAUGGAGAGGAAAGAUCAUUUCAUUCUGAUAUCAAAAAACAUACACGAAUAGAAGAAGAAAAAAUACAAGAAUUUUUUGAUGAAGAUGACAUAAGUAAAAAGAAAACAGAGAUUUCAAAUGAAGAAUAUGUCGAUGUUAGAAAAGCUAUAGAGAAAGAACAAAUUCCAAGUAAAGAUGGUAUGAAGAAAAAAGAAGGACAAGUUCACGAUAGAGAUAGUACAGAGAAAAAAAGAAAAUCAUUAUUAUGGAAAGAUACGAUGCAGGUUAAAACGAUUCAAGAACAUCGAUUAUCUGGUUUAGAAUUAUUAGAUUCAAAGCAAGAGCUUAUUUCACAAUAUGUAGAUAAUGGUUGUAUCAAUAGUGAAUCAAUUACAAAUGAAAGUCGUCAGUCAAUAAUACCUGCGGAUAGUAUACACGAAUCAGUUCGAAGUGGAAUUCUAAGUGAAAACUCUGUACAUUCACAUAAACAUAAAUCACCAACUAAAAAAGUUGGACAAAGAAAAAUUUCAGAGUUUUUUCCAUCAACAACAAAUAUUAAGUAUGAACAUAAUGCGUAAACUACGAGGGGGUACUAACGUUGGAGGCAUGGGUUCUAGCAGUACUGGUUUAGAUGAUUGUACUGGAAGUACAAAUUCUCAACAUACUGCUUUGGGUCUUAUGCACCUUAAAAAACUAUUUUUUGAAUAUACCUAUCCUCCACAUCCCCUUUCUGAGGCUGAACGUAAUGAUAAACUAUAUAACAUGUUACCAUUGUUUUGCAAAGUAUUUGGAUCUAGUCCAACAGGAGAUAUGAGUGAAAAAUUUUGGGACAUUUUACCAUUAACACAACAAGUCUCUAAGUUAAUGGUAUUUGAAAUCAGUAGAAGGGCAAGCAAUCAGAGUACUGAAACUGCAAGUUGUGCCAUUGUAAAAUUUUUAGAAAUUGAAAAUAGUGAAGAAUCAAGUAAUGGUUGGAUGUUACUAUCUGCAUUAAAUUUGCUUGCAGCAGGUGAUAGUUCUGUAAUACAGGAAAUGACUACUGAUUCUGUUCCAUCAACAUUAGUAAAAUGUUUGUAUCUAUUUUUCGAUCUGCCUGAAAUGAUUGACGACGAGGCCGAUAUUACGGAUGCAAGUAGCGAAUUUACUCCGAAACAGCGUCGAAUAUUGUUACAAAAAAUAUUCGUACAAUUAUUGGUGAGAUUAUGUAGCCAUCCGUAUCCAGCAGAAGAACUUGCUCGCAAAGAUGAUUUAACUUUAUUAUUCUCAGCAAUAACUAGCUGGUGUCCUCAUUAUAAUGUAAUGUGGCGUAAAAGCGCAGCAGAAGUAUUAAUGACUUUGUCUCGACAUGGACUUACCCAAAAUGUAGUAAGGUACAUCCACAAUAAAGGAUGUAUAGCAUUAUGUGUUGAUAAUAUGCAACGUGUACCUGAACUGGCACCAUUGGAAGUGGUAGAAAUGUUUGUUACAGUAUUUUGUUUCUUAAAAGAUUCUAGUGAGGUAUCUCAAACACUUCUGGACGAUUUUCGUGCUUGUCAAGGAUAUAUCUUUUUAUCGGAAUUUUUAUUAAAACAUGCUCCAUCAAGAUUAGAACAAGAUACUAGAGCAGAGGCUCAAGAUGCCAUUCGGAAUUUAGUACUUAUGUUGGCGUCUCUAACAAUGUGUGGCCAUACAGAAUUAAAACCAAGUCAAGCUAGUAUGGGAUCUUUGUUCCAAAUGUUUGGUUUUAUUUUACCUCAACCGAGUAAUAGAGGUGGAAGUGUUAGAAAUAUUCAAGCAUUCCAAGUAUUACAGUCUGUAUUUGUAAAGUCUAAUUCCCCACUCUUAUGUUGUACAAUUCUUGAUGCAAUAUCUAGUGUAUAUCAUAGUGACAACGCUAAUUAUUUUAUACUUGAAGGGCAAAAUACGUUAUCUCAAUUUGCAGAAAAAAUUCACUUAAAAAAUCGGGAAAUACAAGAAAAGUUCUUUCAGCUAUUAGAGUUUAUAGUAUUCCAACUUAAUUUUGUGCCUUGUAAGGAACUUAUAUCUUUAUCUAUACUAUUGAAAACAAAUAACUCAACCAGUUGCAAUGUAUACAGAGAAGUGGGUAUGUUAGAAGUUUUUGUUACAUGUCUUCAUCGUUAUGCAACCUUACUCAAAGAUAAGCAAGCUGCACAAGAUCAAGGAUUAGAAUAUAAAAUCUGCCCAGAAGAUGAGCGAUUGGGUGCCUUAGUAAUGGAAGCUUUGACGACAUUGUUGGCAACUAAUGUUCAGAAUGCUAAUGUUUUUAGGGAAUGUGGUGGAGCGCGUUGUGCUCAUAAUCUCGUGCCCUAUAUGGAUUGUCGAUAUCAAGCACUUGGUAUUGUUAGAGAAUUAAUACUUAGUGCAGGAGCAGAUGACGACAUGGCUACAUUACUAGGUGUUAUGCAUUCAGCACCUUCUAAUGCCUUAGUAUUAAAGACACAUAUAUUAAAAUCUUUAUUGGCUUGUUUACGAGAAUCUCAUCGAACUAGAACUGUUUUUCGAAAAGUAGGAGGAUUCGUAUAUGUGAUGUCCGUUUUAGUAUCUUUGGAAAGUCAAUUAGGCACACAAAGGUCAGAGAAUAUAGAACCAUGUAAUGAUAUAAUAAAGAGAACACCACAAGAAGAAGCACAAUUACUGACUCUUUUACACGUUGUAUUUCAUACUAUAAGUACAGCUAUGAGAUUUGAACCAGCAAAUGCUAAAUUUUUCCAUCAUGAAAUAUGUCAAUCGAGUUUGUGUGACACUUUACGACUCCUUGGAUGUUUCUCAACACAGAUAAAACUUAUUGAAAUAGAUAUAAUACCAACUAUAAAUUACCAUAAUAUGUUGUCAACGCUAUUUAUUGGAAGCGUAUUAGAACCUGUAUUUUCAGAUAUUAUACCAAAAACAUUAGCAUAUGCAUGCUUAUUGUUACGACUUCUAUAUGAUGUAGCACUUGACUCUUUUGAUAAACCAAAUUUGGCAGGUCUAGGAAUGAGAUCGCCAAAUCAUAAGCAAAAUAGCGUUGAGCAACAAAAAUCUUUCGAUUCUCCGGGAAGCGGAAAAAGAAGUGUUAUAAAUUCUUUAAAUCUGAGUCCACCUACACCUGAACCAAUUGUAGUUCAUCCUGGCAUAGUUGUUGGAAUGCUACAUUUACUUCCAUCAAUUUCAGAACCAUCUAAUCCACAAAUGGCAUUAGCAUUGCAAUUAUAUGUCGCUGAAAUUAUUAAAAGUUUAGUGCGAUCUGAAAGAAACCAACAAAUAAUGUGUGAUGCUGGAAUGGCGGGUGAAUUGUUAUCCGUGGGUAGAAUAGCUUUGCAAGAUGAAACACAUCCUUUACAUCAACCACUACAAUAUAUUAUAGAAAGACUUGCAGCACAAUCUUUAGAACCACGUGAUUUAAGAGAAUUUUUGCGUUUGGGUGAUCCAUUGUGUUGUAUUUCACUCGAUGAUAUUGACUUAAGUAAACCUCGAGGUGGACCUGUACCAUUGACGCGUAUUAAAACUUUAGUAUCUAUGACAACUCCAAAAGAUUUUCGAGCACACGGUUCUUGUACUUUACCACCCUUCGUGGAACUUGAUAUGAGUACAGAAGGAUUUGCAUGUCUAUAUUUACCUAGUGUUGCACCACAAAGUACAACUCCACCUACAGUAGUAGCUGCUGACAGUAGCGUAUUGGGUGGAAUUGGUUCUGGCGAUAGAUUAUUUCCUCCUCAAACUGGUUUAACAUACAGUACAUGGAUAUGUGUUGAUAAAUUUAGUGAUCCUAGAACUGAUUCUCACUGCGUACGAUUGUUAACGUUAGUUCGUAUUCCUCAACCAACCAGGGAUUUAAUUUGCUUAACUGCAGUGCUUAGCGCAAGAGACAAAGCUAUUAUCGUGUCUACACAAGAAACACCACUGCUACAAAAUAUAUGUGAAUGGGAACCAGAAGGUACUGGUGAGUGUGGUGCAAGAGUUUGGUGUCCAGAUUUGCUUCACGAAGGCCAAUGGCAUCAUAUAGCUAUUGUACUGAACCGUGCUGUUUUAAAAAAUUCAAGUUUCUCAUUAUAUUUGGAUGGACAACAUAUUCAUAGUCAAAAGCUUCAUUACAUUACACAAAUUCCUGGAGGAGGAGCAGCAAAUUUAACAGUAGCAUCUCCAGUAUAUGGAUAUAUAGGUACACCACCUUUUUGGCGACGAUAUUCAAGACUUACAUGGAAGCAAGGGCCGUGUCAUUUAGUAGAAGAAGUAUUUAAUUCUCAAAAUAUAAUGGCAUUAUUUAAAUUAGGCCCACAUUACAUGGGCAGCUUGCAAGCUCCACAGUUAUCAGGACAAGAACCUUUAAUGCCUCUUGUUGCAGAAGAAAAGGUUGUAUUUGGAUUAAAUGCUAAAGCAAUGUCUCAAUUGACAUUAGCUAAAAUUAGGAAAGUUUAUAGUCGGGCUGAUAAUAAAUCAAUUGCUAAACAGCAUGGUAUGCCAUCACACGAAAAUGCUACUCCUAUUAGAGUUCUUCACAAUUCAGCAGGACAUCUAAGUGGACCGGCACGAGCACUUGGUGGUGUAGUUAUUGGAUAUCUUGGUGUUCGAGUCUUUAGUCCCCGACCAGUAGCUACAAUGAUUGAUAAUGUAGGAGGAUGUUCAGUAUUGUUAGGUUUAAUAGCUAUGGCUCAAGAUGUAGAAUCUUUGUAUGCAGCUGUUAAAGCCUUAGUUUGUGUUGUGAGAUCUAAUCAAGUUGCCCAACAAGAAAUGGAUCGCAGAAGAGGAUAUCAAACAUUAGCGAUGUUACUAAGAAGGAAAUGUCCUCUUUUAAAUAGUCAUAUUUUACAUCUUACAUUCAGUCUUGUUGGUACAGUUGACAGUGGUAGAGAAACUAGUGCAAUACCUAAUGUUAUGGCAUUUCAAGAUCUUUUAUGUGAUUUGCAAAUUUGGCAUGAAGCACCUGGUGAACUUUUAAGGUCACUUCUAGAACAUUUAUAUGAAUUAGUAGCAGAAUCAAGUGAAAAAAGAACAAAUUUACGUUUAAUGAGAGAUUUACAAUUAGUACAUAAAUUGCUGCAUAUUUUAAGCGAUGUAAAACAAAGUAGUACAAGACAGAUUCUACUUGCAUUACUUAGUAUUCUGUUUGGGCAAUUUAUUGUUGCUACAUUACCUCAAAGUUCAGAGAAGCACUUAAUUCUUCGAGAAAGCGAAGGAAAUAAGGAAGGAGAAGGAGAGCAUAUACUUUUGCGAAAUCGUUGCUUGCAACUUUUACACUCUCUGUUAUUUAAUGGCCCAAAAGUGAAUGCAAAUAUGUGUGAAGAAUUAGCCAAAGUAUUAGGUUUGGAUUGGAUACUACUAUUUCUUCAAUCUGGCCUUCAUAGUACUACUGUAAUAUGGGGAUUACGAAUUUUAGUAGCUAUUUGUUCUGUACAACCAAUAUUACAAAAAUUUAAAGAAGGAACUAGUAAUGGUGGUUGGUUACGCCAUACAGACCAUAAUAAAAUGGCAUUAGCACUUGGUUGUCACCAGCAAAUGACUGGUGGUGAAACCAAACCAUCUGGCCUUCAUGUACCAGGAUUUCAACAUUUAGGAUGGUUGUUACCACAGCAUGUAGAUCUUGUACCAGAAUUAUAUUUUCUUUUUAUUGCUCUUAUGAUGGGACAACCUGUAAAAUUAUUACCUACUGAUUCAAAACUCGAUUUGAACAAUGUAUGGAAUUUCUUGUUUGGUGUUCCUGCAAAUCAUACGCUAUCCUCUUUUGCGAGCAGAAUUAAUCUUUGUCCUGAAGCCGUGGUAACUUUAUUAGCGAUGGUACGAACAAUGUUAAAUAAUUAUUCAAUCAACCCUGAAUGUUUACCUGAUUGGUUAAGCGAUUAUCCAGUGACAAUAAUACAGUUGCUUUUCUUUCUUUAUCACAAUUUUACUGAUUUUAUGCAAGUAUUUAUGUCUGCGGAAGUAUUGGGUGCUUUAUCUGGUACUUUAUUUCCGAAACCUGCAAGUUCUAGUCAAGAUAGUAGUGGAGCUAGUACUCCAGCAGAUGAGCAAGAGCCAGUAUUAGUAAGAUCUCCAUCAAAAGAUGUUGGCUUAACAAAUCAUCCAGCAAAAAAAUUUGUUAUGGAUUUUUUGCGAGUUAUUGUAGUAGAUUCACUUUCUUUGCCUGUUAGUGCAAAAUCUCCACCAGCAAUUGAUUUAGUCUUGGAAGCAUGGCCAGAACAUGCAUCUACAGGACAACAAACACGUUAUCAAACAGAAAUUCUAUCAAUUUUAAUGGAGCAUCUGUUAGCUGCAGAUGUUUUAAUUGGAGAACAAGCAGCAUUACCUGUCGUUCCUGGCGGAUCAGUUAAUAAUAUAACGAAUAAUGUGUGCUACGUGGCUGCUAGAAUAGUUGAUAAAUUGUGGCAAGGUGCUUUGACAAAAGAUCCGCAUGAAGUAUUUGAUUUUAUCGUAAAGUUAAUUGGACAAGCAAAAAGACGCCCAGGUGUCGUUAGUAUGGAAGGGCUUCAUCAUUGUUUAAACAGAACAAUUUUAUUUUUACUAUCACGAGCAACAGAUUCUAUAGCUGAUCAAAUGGCCGUGUUAGAAGCGUUGCAUAAACUUACCAACCACAGAUUGUUAGUUUUCGGCGCUGGAAAUCAUGAAUUAGAAUUUAUUGGUUGUCUAACUUAUUGUUUAUUACAACUGACAGCUGAUAUAAAGAUUAUGCUUGAUACGAAUACGAAAACAACAUGGCACGUUAAUCCACAAGUUGAAGCCAGUGAUGAUAGAUUAACAUCUCAUCAAGGUCAUAAUCUGAUGGCCGUUGCUGCUACAAGAGUGUGGGAAGAGUUAUAUGUAUGUAAAAAGCCUGCUAUAGAAGAAGUUUUUAAAAUUACUCUGCCAGUACCUAUAGGUAAUGAACGUGCUCCUGAAUUAUCGAUAGUAAGGGAUCAGGUACAUGAUGCUGCAACUAAGCUUUGGUUAAAUUAUGUUGUUAUGGAAAGAAAAGCUUCGUAUAGAGUUCCAUGGGAACUUCAUAAUCAAAUACAAUCGAAAAUUCAAAAAGUAACAGGAGGUUUAACAAGAUUAGCAAGUAGAACAAAAGUUCGGAAAGAAGAAUCAGUACGCGUAAGAUUAAGAUUACAUCAAAACACUGUAGCACAAUGGACAGAACAACAUAUUGCAUUGGUUCGCGAACUUGCUACAGCGAAACGCUUGCAUUACAUACAAACUAAUCAACAUACUCAACGAUAUGAGUGGUUACAAACCGAAACUGAAUUAACAAGAGAACGUGGUUUAUGGGGACCGCCAACUCCCACCAGACUUGACAAAUGGAUGUUAGAUAUGACUGAAGGCCCAUGCAGGAUGAGGAAAAAGAUGAUGAAAAAUGAGCUUUUUUACAUACAUUAUCCUUACCGACCUGAAUUGGAGCAUCCCGAUAAUAAACAAUUGAAGUACAAAGUUGCAACAAGCACUGAUAGUAAAGAAUACUAUUUAAAGCAACUUGGCAAUUCAUCUGGCAUGUUUGAACGUGAACGUGAUCCUGUUAUUGAUGAUACACCAUUGAAUGUUAAUGAUGCUUCUACGGAGAGUGAACCUCCUAUGGUACCUUGUACAUUAGAACGUCAUGCUAGUGAACCUGAUGAAGCGCCAGAAGACAAUGAACAAGAAGAAGAAAAUAAUCAGACUGUUCCAGACAAUCAGACUUUAAUACGAUUAUUAGAGGAACACGAAAAAAUAAGUCACAUGUUCAGAUGUGCUAGAAUUCAAGGUUUAGAUACAACUGAAGGUUUAUUGUUAUUUGGAAAAGAACAUUUUUAUGUUGUUGAUGGAUUCACACUGUUAAAAUCUAGAGAAAUAAGAGACAUUGAGAGUUUACCCGAAGCUUAUGAACCAAUUUUACCAUCGCCGGGCUCUCCUAGAAGAUCUAGAGCUAUGAGGCAAUGUUCGAAAUUUAAUUAUGAAGAUAUUCGAGAAGUACAUAAAAGAAGAUAUUUGUUACAACCAAUGGCAUUAGAAGUAUUCAGUGGAGAUGGUAGAAAUUAUUUAUUAGCAUUUCCCCGUAAAGUAAGAAAUAAAGUUUAUCAAAGAUUUAUGACAUUUGCAACCGCAAUUGCUGACAGUGCGCAACAAUCGGUUGCUGGUCAAAAGAGAACAGCAAAUGUAGAACAAGCUACAGGUUUGCUUUCGAAUCUAAUAGGUGAAACAUCUGUUACGCAACGAUGGGUGAGAGGCGAAAUAUCUAAUUUUCAGUAUCUGAUGCAUCUUAAUACUUUAGCUGGUCGUAGCUAUAAUGAUUUAAUGCAAUAUCCAAUAUUUCCUUGGAUCUUGGCCGAUUAUGAUAGUGAAGAAUUGGAUCUUACUGAUCCCACAACAUUUAGAGAUUUUAGCAAACCUAUGGGUGCACAAAGUCCAGAACGAUUGUUACAGUUUAAAAAGAGGUAUAAAGAAUGGGAUGAUCCACACGGAGAAACACCUCCUUAUCAUUAUGGAACUCAUUAUUCUUCAGCAAUGAUAGUCUGUUCAUAUUUAGUGAGGAUGGAACCAUUUACACAACAUUUUCUUCGAUUACAGGGUGGACAUUUCGAUCUAGCGGAUAGAAUGUUUAAUAGCAUAAAAGAAGCAUGGCUUUCGGCAUCUAAACAUAACAUGGCUGAUGUGAAAGAACUUAUACCAGAGUUUUUUUAUCUUCCAGAAUUUCUUGUUAAUUCAAAUCAUUUUGAUUUAGGUUCCAAACAGAGUGGUGUACAAUUGGGAGAUAUUGUAUUACCACCAUGGGCAAAACAAGAUCCUCGAGAAUUCAUACGCGUGCACCGGCUUGCUUUAGAAUGUGAUUACGUAUCACAACAUCUUCAUCAAUGGAUCGAUUUAAUAUUUGGUUGUAAACAAAAUGGCCCUGCUGCAGUCGAAGCUGUUAAUGUUUUUCAUCAUUUAUUCUAUGAAGGCAAUGUUGAUAUUUAUAACAUUGAUGAUCCUCUGAAGAAGAAUGCCACUAUCGGAUUUAUUAAUAAUUUUGGUCAAAUACCGAAACAACUGUUUAAAAAACCACAUCCAGCUAAAAAAAUGACCCAAAGAACUAGUGUUAUUGAUCCAGGGCCUAUUACUCCUGGCUUAAGCAUUACUACAUCUGACAAAUUGUUCUUUCACAACCUUGAUAACUUGAAGCCGUCGCUUCAACCAAUCAAAGAACUGAAAGGUCCAGUUGGACAAAUACUUCAUGUUGAUAAAGCAGUUUUAGCCGUGGAGCAAAAUAAAACGCUUAUUCCUCCGUCAUAUAACAAAUACGUAGCGUGGGGUUUCGCAGAUCAUUCUCUUAGAAUAGGAAACUAUGACAGCGACAAAGCAAUAUUUGUUUGUGAAGCUAUGAUACAGAGUGGUGGUGAAAUAGUUGCUUGCGUUUGUCCGUCUUCCAAAUUGAUAGUAACUGCUGGCACAAGUUCCGUGGUGACAGUGUGGGAAUAUACCAAAAGACAACUUUCUAUUAAACAAUGUUUGUACGGACACACGGAUGCUGUUACGUGUUUGUCGUCUAGCCCAGCAUACAAUGUAAUUGUGUCAGGAUCUCGAGACGGUACUGCAAUUAUAUGGGAUUUAUCUCGUUGCUUAUUUGUUCGUCAACUUCGCGGACAUGCAGGUCCAGUGGCUGCAGUAGCUAUAAAUGAACUAACAGGUGACAUAGCUACUUGUGCAGCUACUUGGUUACAUGUGUGGAGCAUUAAUGGCGAAGAACUUGCUAGCGUUAAUACAUGUGUUGGUCGCGCUGAUAGAAUGCAGCAAAUUUUAUGCGUUGCUUUCAGUCAAACUCACGAAUGGGAUUCACAGAAUGUUAUUAUGACUGGUUCAACUGAUGGUGUAGCUCGUAUGUGGUCGAUGGAUUACGUACAAGUGCCUGCAGAAGAAGAGAAACCAGAGGAAGUUAUUAUUACCAAAGAAAAACACACGAAGUCAAAUAAAAAUGAAAGUCAAAAUGAAAAUACGAAAAAGCGAGUGCACGAAUUAGUUAAACAGAUGAGCAUUUCUGCAGAAGGUUCAAGUUUGCUUGCAAAAAGUGGUUCAGAAAGUAGUCUUUCAGAACCAGAAAAUGCUAAAGAAGCAUCAAGAUUACAUGAAGAGAAAGAAGAAUGUUCGGAUAACGAAUCAAGCAAUGGUUCCAGUAACAAACCAUCGCCACAGAAUAAUAAUACUUCUACUAUUGUACUUCGAAGAAAGAGUCGUGGAAAUCCAAUGUUUCGUAAAAGUGAAGGUGGCGGACGUGCAGAUAGCGAGGGUACUCAAACAAGUGAGUCAUCUAAUAAUCCUGGGGAUUCUGAAGGAGCUCUACGAGCUAGUAAAAGUGAUACUAGUCUAACAGAUAGUUUCGUCAUGGUUACUGAAGCUGAUACAAAACCUAAAAAAAUUAAUCCACAAAAUAUCUUAAGGGACGGUUUUAAAUGGCAACGGCAAUUAGUAUUUAGAAGUAAAUUAACGAUGCAUACUGCAUAUGAUCGGAAAGAUAAUGCAGAACCAGCAUCUAUAACGGCUCUCGCAGUAUCAAGAGAUCAUAGAACAGUCUAUGUUGGAGAUACGAGAGGAAGAGUUUUUUCAUGGAGUGUAUGUGAACAACCGGGACGUACGGUGGCCGAUCAUUGGCUUAAAGAUGAAGGAGCAGAUUCAUGUGUUGGUUGUGGAGUUAGAUUUAAUCUUUAUGAGAGGAGACACCAUUGUCGCAAUUGUGGACAAGUAUUUUGCUCGAAAUGCAGCCGAUUUGAAUCGAAAAUAUCUAGACUUGGGAUUUUAAAGCCCGUUAGAGUUUGUCAAGGUUGUUAUUCAUCAUUACGUUCUCAGCACUCUGCUGAGAGUAGCAUUUAAAUAUAUUAAUGUAUUCUAUGGUUUUGUAUCAGUUAUUGGUUUCAGAAUGGAUACAGCGAGAAUAUACAUAGCAAUCGCAAUGUAUCCCUUUUUGUUUUUAUCCGAAUUUUUGUACAAGAGAAACGAAGCGUGCAUUUCCUUUCUUUUUCGUAUCUUGAGAAAUUUUUGUAUUUCCGAAAGAGAGGCAGGAAAAUUGAUCGCUGCAUUUUUUAUGUAAUUAAUUUUGGUAUCAACAGUCUUUUGCUUUAAAGAUUGAAAUCAUUUCAUUCUUUUUUUCCCAUGAACAAAACGCUUAAUACUACAAUACAUUCCUGUCGAUCCUAUAAUAUUUCUCGUAUAUACUUUUUAUUAUUCUAAGGAACUAAGCUAUUUCCUAACAUAAUCGGCCUGUUUUCACAUUAUCGACAGGUUUGUACUGACAAAAUUUUAAAAGAUAGUGUUUGAAAAUUGAUACAACAUUUGAAUCUUCAAGCACACAUUGUAAAACACGAACAUAUUUUUUUUUCAAUGUUUAACUUUUAAUCAUAUCUAAUACAUUUUUACAUUAUGUGUAUUUAUAUGCUGAAGAACAAUGUGUACAGUUAUAUUCUGUAUUGUAUAUUUGAUUCAUAUGUUGCACUUUUUAAUGACAAAGACUUUAUAUACGAAAUUAUGUAUAGCAGCACUUAUUUAAAACGCUUAGUCUGUGAUUUUUUCUUUCCUAGUUUAAUUUAAUGAAUUUAUAAUUAAUAAAUUUCGAAAAUAAUUAUUACUAGUAAUAAUAAUGAUAAUAAGAAUAA
This is a messenger RNA of Heterotrigona itama, 13642 nucleotides long. Lineage: Eukaryota; Metazoa; Arthropoda; Insecta; Hymenoptera; Apidae. The record is from the annotation of a GenBank genome assembly.